CGAAGAUGGAUUUCAAAGGAAAUGAAAUGCUUAAUGAUGGAUGUCACCAAAGUUUAUAAGCAGAAUCAAGAUUGAUUACCAUUUGGGAGUGAAGAGUUACAAAGUGAGGUCUAUUAAAGAUCGCCAACACAACGGCAAAAUGAGAAGUAUCAAUCCAGAACACAAUAAUCAAUCUUGAAAAUGUACACUCAAGCUGAAACAGAGAGCUUUCACAGACAGUUCUUCGACGACUGGCAUGCUUUCGAUGUCUCUCGUUUUGAGCGUCACUUCACGAAAGACAUAAUCUUCAAAGUCGGAAAUGAGGCUGAGAUCAGGGGACUUAAAGCGCUUGAGCAGCACUUUGCAGGUGUUUAUGCUCUCCUCGUCCGUGAGAGCCAUAAACAUUUUCGGAUUGAUACAGUGAGAGAUGGAACUUGCAUCUACAAUGCUUGCGAAGUUUCGAUCGUAACAAAAAGUCGCCCCGAAGAAACCGUCACGUUGCCUGCGCUGGUAUACUUUGUCCGUGUUCCACCUGGAGAGGCCGAGGCUGGGAAGAUCAAAGAGAUGACGGUCUAUCAGGAUUUGGGACCUUUGAAAGCGAUAAUUAUGAGUGCAUCAGCCUAGUCGGACAGGUUAUUGUGGAGGUGGAUGAGCAAUAUAUUCGGUGUCUCAGGGCGAUGUGCACUGUGGAGGUGGGAGUAUUUCAUCGACUAUUGGAUUAGAUUCAUUUCAGAAUACAAAAUCACCUUGGAC
Molecule: messenger RNA, 732 nt
Organism: Mollisia scopiformis
Lineage: Eukaryota; Fungi; Ascomycota; Leotiomycetes; Helotiales; Mollisiaceae
Exons: 4
Coding region: 181-603 (140 amino acids)
Source: RefSeq, a predicted model, not a curated record